Messenger RNA from Phaedon cochleariae (mustard beetle), 3932 nucleotides. NCBI's taxonomy places the organism in Eukaryota, Metazoa, Arthropoda, Insecta, Coleoptera, Chrysomelidae. The record is from the annotation of a GenBank genome assembly.
AUUCAGAAUAAUUAUGAAUGUGAUGCAAAAGACAAGUUUAUGAUAAGACCUUACCGAAUAAAUCAAUAGUUUCAAUGUACGGGGGUCCUAGAAUAAGAGAUUUGAAAAUGUUACAGCUUCAAAAUAUCAAGUUUUCUGUUGGUGGCGAAGAAUAUAAAGUAUCCGCGAACGAUGUUGGUCCGGAAACAACCCUUAAUACUUACCUUCGAAAGAAAGCUCACCUCACAGGAACGAAGAGAAUGUGUUUGGAAGGAGGCUGUGGGGCAUGCAUAGUAGCAGUUGAAGAAAUUGUUGAUGGAAAGAGAAAUGUUUUCGCUGUUAACUCAUGUCUCGUUUCCAUUCUAUCUUGCCAUGGAUGGAAAAUCCAUACCAUCGAUGGGAUCGGGAAUUCUUUGAUCGGUUUGCAUCCCAUCCAGAAGCUGCUGGCCGAUAAUGACGGCACCCAAUGCGGCUUUUGUUCUCCUGGCAUGGUUAUGAAUAUGUUCGCCCUCCACGAAUCUGGACAGUUGACCAAACAGCAGAUAGAAAACUCCUUUGGGGGCAACAUUUGCCGAUGUACCGGGUACAGACCUAUACUAACCGCCUUCAAGAAAUUGGCAUCAGAUGCUGAUGAAAUAAUCGACAUUGAGGAUCUGAAACCUUGCCACUAUUACGACUAUCGACAGAGGACCGAGGAAAUGCUUUCUGUGGAAACUUCGAAAAACUAUUGCCUCCAGCUUGGUGCAUCUAAAUGGAUAAAAGUGCACACUUUGAAAGAUCUGACGAACGUAUUGAAAAUAUCAGAGACAGAAAAUUACAUGCUCGUUGGGGGAAAUACAGGAAAAGGUGUUUACCAUCUUACAAUACUCCCAGAGGUUUAUAUUGACAUUACUUCGGUAAAGGAAUUAACACAUUAUUCCGUUAAUAAAGAUACUCUGGUACUUGGAGCAAAUCUAACUCUUUCCAAAACCAUGGAUCUUUUUGAAGAGCUGUCGAAGCAGGAAGCUUUUCAUUAUUUAUCUGUGAUGAGAGAUCAUCUUGACUUGGUGGCAACUAUUCCAGUGAGAAACAUUGGAACAAUAGCUGGGAAUUUGAUGAUCAAGUACAAGCACAAUGAGUUCCCCUCAGAUAUUUUUGUUUUAUUGGAAACUUUCAAUGCUACAUUAGUUAUAGUUGACGCUGACGAUAAUGACAUACUUUGUUCACCAAACAACUUUCUCAAGGUCGACAUGAGGAGAAGAGUAAUAAAAAAUAUAAUUUUGCCUGCAUUGGAUGACAAAUCUCAUAAAUAUUUGACAUACAAGAUUAUGCCAAGAGCACAGAAUGCGCACGCGAUGGUAAACGCAGGAUUCUUGAUCAAGUUCGAGAACGACGUGGUUCAAGAUGCUCGAAUCGUCUAUGGUGGAAUAAAUCCACAAUUCGUCCAUGCCAAACUUACAGAAAAUGCUUUGAAGGGAAAGAAACUAUUCGACAAUGGAACAUUGCAGAUUGUUUUCAAAUAUUUAGAACAAGAAAUAAAGCCCGACUAUGUUCUACCAGAUCCUACUCCUCAGUAUAGACAACUUCUGUCAAUUUCUUUGUUUUAUAAGUUCAAUUUGAAUGUGUGUCCAAAGAAUCUCAUAUCGAGCAGGAAUACAAGUGGAGGUACUAUGCUUCAAAGACCAGUGUCAAGUGGAAUUCAAGAGUACGGUCGUCCCAACAAAGACAAAUGGCCUCUCACAGAACCAAUACAUAAACUGGAGGGUUAUGCUCAAACCUCAGGGCAAGCAAAAUAUGUUGAUGACAUGCCUGAUCAGCCAAAUCAACUUUAUGCAGCAUUUGUUACAGCCGAAGCAUCUGCCAACUCCUUAAUAGUUUCUGUUGAUGCCUCUCUUGCCCUAAAAACGAAAGGAGUUGUUCGCUUCCUCGACAAGAGGGAUAUUCCUGGAUCGAACACCUUCAUGCCAAAAACAGCUGGUUAUCAAGUGGAGGAAGAACUUUUUUGCAGCGGAGAAGUUCAAUAUUAUGCCCAGCCGAUAGGGCUUAUUGUUGCGGUGGAUCAAGAAGUCGCUUGGAAUGCUGCAAAGCUAGUGAAUGUGAAGUAUAAACCACCAACAACAAAACCAUACUUGGAUGUCAGAGAUGUUGUUAAGGCGGGAGUGAAAGAUAGAAUUACUCAUCAAACUACAGUGGUUCCGAAUGGAAAGGGAACCGAUGUUAAACACGUUGUAAAAGGUGAGUUUUUCCUUGGCCAGCAGUACCAUUACCAUAUGGAGGUGCAGUGUUGCAAUGUUAUACCCACUGAUGAUGAGGGCCUUGACAUUUACCCAUCUACUCAAUGGAUGGAUGCCAAUCAGAUGGGAGCAGCGGCAGCUCUCAACAUCCCAACAAAUAAAAUAAAUGUUUUCGUGAAACGUGCUGGUGGAGCGUUUGGUGGAAAAAUAACCAGGAAUACCUUGAUUUCAACUGCUUCAGCAGUGGCAGCUUACAAGCUCAAAGCUCCUGUUAGAAUGACCAUGCCUAUGGAAAAGAACAUGGAUAUUAUUGGGAAGAGGUAUCCGCUAUUUGUUACAUAUGAAGUAGGAGUUGAUGACAAAGGAGUUAUCCAGUAUUUUGGAGCCUCCUAUUACACUGAUAUUGGAAAAGGUGGAAACGAGGCAAUAAACUCCAUGAUAGUCGAUAUCAUUCCGAACUGUUACGAUUCAAAAUAUUGGGGUUAUUCCACCUAUACUGUUGUGACAGAUACUUCUGCGAAUUGUUAUACAAGGGCACCAGGUACUACCGAAGGACUAGCGUGCAUAGAAAGUAUCAUGGACCAUAUAGCUUCUACUCUCAAUCUGGAACCUAGCGAUGUGAGAGCUGCUAACAUGAAUCCUACCAAAUUUCCCAAAGUAAUCAAUUAUUGGAAGGAAAUGGAGACUUGGGGAGAUAUUGUCGCAAGGAAGAAAGCCGUUAUUGAUUACAAUAAGGCAAACCGUUGGAAGAAAAGAGGUAUAUCCCUUGUACCAAUGGCAUGGACGAUGGAAGCCGCUUUGAAAUAUUCUGUGUUUGUGUCAAUCUUCCAUAAAGAUGGUGGUGUAGUAAUUACUCAUGGAGGAAUAGAAAUUGGUCAAGGAAUCAAUACGAAGGUAGCGCAAAUGUGUGCCUACAAAUUUGGGAUACAUAUAGAUUUAGUAUCAGUAAAACAAAGUUACAAUUGUGUUUGCCCCAAUGAUAGCACAACUGGAGGAAGUAUGACUACGGAUAUGGUUUGUUAUGCAGCUGUCACUGCAUGUGAAACUCUUAUAGAGAGAAUGAAGCCAAUAAAGAAUAAGAUGAAAAAUCCAACAUGGGCACAAUUGAUUAAUCAAUGUUUUAACGAAAAUAUUCAACUGAGUGCGACUGGAUUCUGCGCACCCAAUUCACCAGGAGUCAAGAAUUACAAAGUGAUUGGAAUUGCUGUAGCUGAAGUCGAAGUAGACAUAUUAACUGGACUCAAAGAAAUUCUAAGGGUUGAUAUCAUUGAAGAUGUAGGCGAGAGUAUGAAUCCGUAUAUUGAUAUUGGACAAAUAGAAGGUGCCUUUGUUAUGGGAAUCGGUUACUACACAACAGAGGAAAUAAUCCACGAUGGAAAUGGGAAGCUGAUGACAAAUCGAAGUUGGACGUAUAAACCGCCUGGAGCCAAAGAUAUUCCACUUAAUUUCAGAAUAAAAUUUGCUGAUGACAAUCACGAAGCCACUAUGGGAGUUCUUCAAUCAAAAGUCGUAGCGGAGCCACCAUUUUGCCUUUCAGUUUCUGUACCAUUAGCUAUAAGAAACGCGUUGUCUUCAGCUAGGAAGGAAGCCGAUUCGAAACAAGGAACAUGGAUACCAUUUGAUGGUCCCACAACAGUUGAAGAAACAUUUCUCCAGUCUUUGAAUGACUACAAACAAUACACUUUGUGAACUAUUAUUAUAUUUUAUCAAUAGAUUGGACAAUAUAUUUUUUGGAUUGAG